AUGUCCACGAUGCCGCUGCAGAACGGCGGCGGGUGGGCGCUGGAAGCGCAGGCGCAGCAGGCGAUGAAGCAGCCGGCGGCGGCGCGGCGGGGCCGGCGCGGCGCGACGCUUCUGCUCCUGCUCCGGGUGGGCGCGCUGUGCGCCUCCGCGGCCGCGGCCGCGCUCGCCGCCGCCGCCACGCUCCGGCGCGCGCCGUUCCGGUUCCUGCUGGCGGCCAACGCCAUCGUGGCGGUGUACUCGGCGUCCGAGGCCGCCGCCGCCGCGUGGGAGGUGGCCAGGGGCGCCACGCUGCUCCCGGAGGCCAUGCAGCUCUGGUUCGACUUCGCCCACGACCAGGGAUUCGGCUACAUGGCGCUGGCGGCGGCGGCGACGGCGGCGCGGGACGCGGCGGGGUGCGGCGGCGGAGGGCGGGACGAAGGGUGGACGACGAGCGGCAGCGAGGCCGCCACGACGGCGGCGGCGUGCGUGCGGGCCGACGUCGCGGUGGGGCUCGGCUUCGCGGGGUUCGCCUUCCUGGCACUCGCCGCGCUCGUCACCGGCUUCCGGGUCGCCUGCUUCCUCGCCACCGGCUCCCGGUUCCCGCCGCCGGCCUCCUACUGA
Molecule: messenger RNA, 600 nt
Organism: Miscanthus lutarioriparius
Lineage: Eukaryota; Viridiplantae; Streptophyta; Magnoliopsida; Poales; Poaceae
Source: the annotation of a GenBank genome assembly